Messenger RNA from Brassica rapa (field mustard), 1227 nucleotides. Its product is annotated as soluble inorganic pyrophosphatase 4. The record is from RefSeq and is a predicted model, not a curated record. Gene Ontology annotation, cellular component: cytoplasm. Gene Ontology annotation, biological process: phosphate-containing compound metabolic process. NCBI's taxonomy places the organism in Eukaryota, Viridiplantae, Streptophyta, Magnoliopsida, Brassicales, Brassicaceae. Gene Ontology annotation, molecular function: inorganic diphosphate phosphatase activity; magnesium ion binding.
GACAAUUGACCUUUAUUAUAUUCCUUAAAUAAAAUAAAUGGAGCCUUCAAAUAGCAGAGAAGCAGCGCGAGAGAGAGCGGGAACGCGUAUAGUUUACAGCUACAUUCUCCUUUAGCUUUCCUUUACUCUCUCUCUCUCUCUUCAUCGUUGCUUCUUGAAUCUUGAGUUUGUUAAUCUCGAGAUCUGUGCCUGUGUUUUCACUUCUUGCAACACUCUUUUUGCUCGGGAGAUUCGUCGUUACGCUAAGAUAUGGCGCCACCGAUUGAGAUUGCUACCACCAAGAACUAUGCGGAGAAACAGGCUUCAGUUCCUCCUCUUAACGAGAGGAUACUUUCGUCCUUGACCCAUAGAUCAGUUGCUGCACACCCAUGGCAUGAUCUCGAGAUAGGACCUGAAGCUCCAGUAAUCUUCAACUGUGUGGUUGAGAUAGGAAAAGGGAGCAAGGUGAAGUAUGAACUCGACAAAACUACGGGUCUCAUCAAGGUCGACCGUAUUCUCUACUCAUCUGUUGUGUACCCACACAACUACGGGUUCAUUCCGCGUACCCUCUGUGAGGACAAUGACCCUAUUGAUGUUCUUGUCAUCAUGCAGGAACCGGUGAUCCCAGGAUGCUUUCUUCGCGCCAAAGCUAUUGGUCUUAUGCCAAUGAUCGAUCAGGGUGAGAAAGACGACAAGAUCAUUGCUGUCUGCGCUGACGAUCCAGAGUACCGUCAUUAUAAUGACAUCAAGGAGCUUCCUCCUCAUCGUCUGGCUGAGAUUCGUCGUUUCUUUGAAGAUUAUAAGAAAAACGAGAACAAGGAAGUAGCUGUUAACGACUUUCUUCCCGCUACCGCAGCCUAUGAAGCAGUUCAGCAUUCCAUGGAUCUCUAUGCAGAUUAUGUCAUGGAGACCUUGAGACGGUGAUCUCUUUCACCACCAUCCAAGCAAUAAAGAAAGCUUGCAAGUUGCAAUUUCACAUUUGUUUUCUUGACAGAUGUGAAGUGUAUACAAAAGUAUAAAUACUUACAUAAAUAUAGGGUUCUCAAAAGAAUGUAUUUGUGUAUGUCCUUUUGUUGAAUCCGGUAGAUGAUGCCGAAAAAAUUGUCAAAGAAACUAAGAACGUUGGUAUUGUACCCAUUUUGUUUAUUCUUCAUUUUUAUUCUUGAGUAAUUUUUCCCAUAUUGAUAAAUUGUUGAAAGUGUUUCGUUUCUUAAAUCCAUGGUAGAUUAUUGUUUUUUUUGGCUUCUA